Messenger RNA from Schistocerca piceifrons (Central American locust), 635 nucleotides. RefSeq lists its product as uncharacterized. The record is from RefSeq and is a predicted model, not a curated record. NCBI's taxonomy places the organism in Eukaryota, Metazoa, Arthropoda, Insecta, Orthoptera, Acrididae. Bases 83 to 607 code for a protein of 174 amino acids. The transcript has 5 exons.
CUCAGCGCGCAGUUGAAAUGUGUUGUGCAAACACGGAAAAGUUAGUUCCAUCUGCAGCUUCGUGCAGUCAUCUCGUGAAAAGAUGACUUAUCCGUGCAUUGUGAAUGUGUUGACGGUGUUUUUUAUUUUAGCAUCAGUCUACGGUGAUGACUGCUUUGAUUGUGUCCAGAAAGGUGACUUCAAGCAUGGGGUGCCAUCAAUGACAGAUUCAAAUGAACACCCAGUAUAUAGGAAGCGGCAUUAUUUUAUUAUAAUACCAAUUGGCCUUCUUGUGGUACUUUGUAAAUGGUGUCUGUACUGUUGCUGCAAGCGCCGAAGAGGAGCAAUACCGUAUGGGAAUAUGGAGGAAGUAACAGUCACUGUCACACCAGAAACAAGACAGCCAUCAACAAGUGGAAGCUUGACUCAUCCUCAGAACUUCCAGCAGCAACAGCAGGAGCAGCCACAGCCAUUGCCAAGGUCCCUCUAUAAUCCAUUUCAGCCUAUACCACUACCACCUCCACCACAAAAAAAUGUUUCAUCAACUCAACCUGCAGGUGAAGAUCAACCGCCAUCAUAUAGUGAAGCAUGUGGCAUGCAACUUCCAAACAAACCGUUUUAUAAAUAAUAAAUUAUUGACUUGCAAGUUUAAUUUA